Molecule: messenger RNA, 737 nt
Organism: Trichechus manatus latirostris (Florida manatee)
Lineage: Eukaryota; Metazoa; Chordata; Mammalia; Sirenia; Trichechidae
Gene: CLEC2B
Product: C-type lectin domain family 2 member B
Exons: 4
Coding region: 47-547 (166 amino acids)
Cellular component (GO): external side of plasma membrane
Source: RefSeq, a predicted model, not a curated record
GAAUACUAAUUUAGUCUUUCUUUUUCUUGUUUCCUUAUUUAAAUGUAUGUAUGUUUAUUUUUCAGGUUUUAUGGACAAACAGAAGAUGCUAACCUAUUUAAAAUGUGCUAUUGUCAUAUCUAUUUGUCUUAAUAUUUAUUUUAUAACAAUUACUAUACAAGGUCCUAUACACAAGUGUCCUCAAACUUUUUGCCCAGAUAACUGGAUUGGUUACCAAAACAGAUGCUAUUAUUUCUCUAAGGAAGAAGGAGAUUGGAAUUCGAGUAGCUACAACUGUUCUACUCUACAUUCUACACUAGCUACAAUUGACACCAUGGAAGAAAUGAAUUUUCUUAUGUGCUACAAAUGCAGUUCUGAUCACUGGAUUGGACUGAUGAUGGAAAACAAUCAAACAGGAGAAUGGGUAAAUGGAACAGUAUUUAACAACUGGUUUCCUGUGAGAGGGGGUGGAAUAUGUGCUUACCUCAGUGAUGACAGUGUGGCAACAGCUCGAUGCCACACAGAAAGAAAAUGGAUUUGCAAGAAAAAUAUGCACCAUUUAAUUUAAUAUUUCUGAUGACGGACUUAUAUGCCUUUCCUUUAAUUGGCUGCCAAUUGUUGCUGAAAUAAAAACUGAAAAACUUGUAUGGCAUAUAAGACACAUUGUACUUUCUAGCCAUAUUUCACCACCAGCUUCUCCUUUCCUGAUAUCCUGAUACACUUGCCUAAUUUACUUUUUAUUUUUUUAAGCAUAACAU